AGUAUCGAAAGCUAGUCGCCGGCGGCUGAUGAUGUCACCGGGAAAUCGAACUAAACCGGAAAUACACAGAUAUAUUGGUUUGUUCAAUCCGGUUUAUUUCGAUUUGAAUUUUUUUCCUUUACCGUUUUUGCUUAGAAUCAAUCAGAAUUGAAAAAGAAAAGAUAAAUUAGAGAGAGACAUGACGAGUCCGCCGCAUAACUCCACCGCCGAUAACCAGCCGUCCGAUGGAACCGGCAAGGUACUCAGUGACGGUCAAAUGACGGCUAAUGAGGAAGCUGAAUCGUUUAAUGAGAACAAGAACUGUUCAGGGCACAAGCUAGAAGAAAUGACUGAUAAAGAUGAUUCAAAUUACAAGACAGGACUCCAUUACCAUCAAGAUAAGGGGAGGAUGAGUUUGACAUCUAUUGUGGCGGUGAAGUCUCCUUCAUCUAGUGACGCUCCCAUUAGGAGAACCAUUGAUCUUGGCCAUGGAAGUGAUCUCAUAUACAUUCAGAGGUUUCUUCCCUUUCAACAAUCUUGGACUUUCUUUGAUUAUCUCGACAAGCAUAUUCCUUGGACCAGGCCUACCAUUCGCGUCUUUGGUCGAUCUUGCCUCCAGCCUAGAGAUACUUGUUAUGUUGCAAGUAGCGGAUUGACUGCGCUGGUGUACAGUGGAUAUCGACCUAAUGCCUACUCGUGGGAUGAUUUUCCACCUCUUAAGGAGAUUUUGGAUGCUAUUUUCAAAGCGCUUCCUGGAAGCAGAUUCAACAGCUUGCUGUUAAAUAGGUACAAAGGUGCCAGUGACUACGUUUCUUGGCAUGCAGAUGAUGAGAAAAUUUAUGGCCCAACUCCCGAAAUUGCUUCAGUCUCGUUUGGAUGCGAACGUGAUUUUGUGUUGAAGAAAAAGAAACAUGAAGAAUCUUCACAAGAGAAAAGAGGAGAAGGUGGACCGGCGUUGAAGAGGUUAAAGAAAAGCAGCAGAGAGAAUCAACAAAGUUUGGCAUUGAAGCAUGGGUCGUUGCUAGUGAUGAGGGGAUACACUCAAAGGGACUGGAUUCAUUCCGUGCCAAAGCGUGCAAAGGCAGAAGGCACUCGUAUCAACCUCACCUUCAGGCUGGUUUUGUAAUUACGAGGUAUCAUAGACAAGAAGACAUUUCAAGAAGCUGUACAAAAUUGAAGGGGGGGGAAAGAAUGAUAAAGAAGAGUGGCAAGAUCUUGUCUUGUGCCUGCCCCUCUCUGUUAAGCAACAUGACUGUUCAAUAUCUAAAGUAAGCCAUGUCUCUGCCUUUAUCUCCUUGUUAUUUUCUUGAGGCGGGGCUAACAAGUCGGUUUUGUGUUUUUGCAAAGACAUAACCAUUUUUGGUCAAAAGGGAGACAAGGCUUGAGAAUUCGCUAUGUAAACUCCUUUGUGGAGUUACAUCUAUAUGGAUUAAACUCGUUUACUCUUGCAUAAUUGUCUCCGUUUGAUACAUUCGUUGUUAACAACAUCAGGAGAGGCAAGUUGAUUGGUCAUAAUAAUGAUUGUUAUUCUGAGUC
Molecule: messenger RNA, 1515 nt
Organism: Capsella rubella
Lineage: Eukaryota; Viridiplantae; Streptophyta; Magnoliopsida; Brassicales; Brassicaceae
Product: DNA oxidative demethylase ALKBH2
Exons: 8
Coding region: 179-1105 (308 amino acids)
Biological process (GO): DNA repair
Source: RefSeq, a predicted model, not a curated record